Molecule: messenger RNA, 1914 nt
Organism: Eimeria necatrix
Lineage: Eukaryota; Apicomplexa; Conoidasida; Eucoccidiorida; Eimeriidae
Exons: 10
Coding region: 1-1914 (637 amino acids)
Source: RefSeq, a predicted model, not a curated record
AUGACAUUCGUGGCCAGGUGGCCUCGCCUAGGCCGAGUAAACGGUCUUCACGUGGUUUUGCCCAACAAAUUUGACCAUUUUGGCCUCUUAAAAUCCUUUGCUUGCCACUUGCGUGGAGAAGACAGGCAAUGGAAGCCACGGACCUGUCCCCAUCGCAUGAUUACUGGGAAUUCAGAAGUAGAGAGGGAUGCUGUUAUAUCCGCCACACAGAUAUGGCCGCAUCUAGCGGAUCAGAGGGGCCUGUCUACGGCUCUAACGUCGCGUGAAUUUGCCAAUGGAUUCGCAAAUAGGGGAGGAAAAGCACGGCAGCGCCUGCGGAUGCCGCAGGUGAAGGGCCUGCGCACCCAAACUGGCGAAUGCUCGCAGCCAGAGGCCGCGCCUUCGAACUGCGGCUUCAGCUAUUCAAAAUUUGUUCGAAAGUGCUCCGACUGGCUCACAGAUCGGCAGCUCGAGCGCGUGGCCGUCCGCCUCAAGGCGUACAAAGCGCUGAAGAAAGCGCCAAGGGCUCACAACAAGCUCGCAGUGAUACGAGAUAUUGGAAAGAUCGUUCCUAAAGAACAUCAAGCGGAGCUCACUAAACUUCUGUCAGAAAGCCUCGACCUCGUAGAUCCUCACCACUUCCUCCGCCUCUCGAAGGCUUCGGCGGAGCGCAUCUACACAAAACGCAUUGGGGAGUUUGUGGUGGACUGGAAAGACCCCUCAAUUCCAGAAGCUGGCAGCAGAUCAAAGAACCUCGUCUUCCUCUCCAACCUUCCUCAUGCUCCUCGAGACGUUCUUACGGAUUGUCUUUGCAAAGCUUUUUCUGGCUGUGGAAAGAUUAAAAGGGUGGAAAUAUUUGACGACAGAUUGCGAACUCUCGACCAAACAGAAGAUAAUACGAUGCAAGCCAAGGGAGAAAAAGCCAUUAGCGACAAAUUAGAAAAGCGAUUCUCUCCGAUUUUCGCCCUAGCUGAAUUCAGCUGCGUUGAAGAGAAGCAAAAAGCCUGCUCCACAUACCUUCGCACAUUCGGGGUCCCUUGCAUCGACCGUCUUGUAUAUCCCGAGGAUGCUGCAGUGAAGACUACGCUAAUAGCCACAAAUUUACCUUUUGUUUUGACUGCCGAUGAAAUUGCACGUAUAUUAGCAUUCGCAUUAGUUUAUGAAGCGGACACUGCUUGUCCGUAUCCCGGAGGUUGCCGCCUCCGAAUGACAAAUCCCCGCCUAUUCGGAUAUGAGCACGUGUUUGUCGAGGCGCGCUCCGACACGGCGGAACCUUUCUUUGUGCUGCCUCCCCACAAGAAAGGACCUGACGGGGACGUCGAUGGCAUCGUUCUUGCAAGCGGCUCGGUGCUCCAUGACCAGAGAAAGACCAAACCAAAGAUAAGCCAAUAUCCAGUGGGAAACAGCCAACCAAAUUUAUUUGUCAAUAUGCAGAGAAUCGCAGGUGAUAACACUGCGGAAGUAGACCUCGCUCACUCUACAGAAACACGCCAGCAUGCUCCAUUGGCAGCACUGGGAAGCUGUACGGCCAGCAUACAACAGAACGGUUCGCAUGCUGCCAUAUCUGCAACGCUAGACGAAAAUAUCUUCAUCCCCGUUCAUCGAUCACCCAUUGAAGUUGAGAAUAAAAAUGAAAUCCGCAAGACUUCUGACUACUCCAAAAAUAACUUUGAUCUUGGUAGACAUGUGGUGAAAAAGCUCCUAAUGAAUCGCUUAGUUCUGAACAACGAUGGAAUGUUCGUUCUCCGCUUUGCCUCAUUCGAAGCUGCAGAAGCAGCUGUUCGCAAGUGUAGAGGUGCUGUAAUAUACGACUCAAAAGCGCUGCUCCUAUUUUCGCCUCGUCGAUGUGUUUAUCACAACGGACAGCUUGUGGACUUCGUUAUACCGGAGGGAAAUUUCGCUAUCGAAUCUAAGAAUUACAGUGCACGCGCAUAG